This is a messenger RNA of Cotesia congregata, 771 nucleotides long. NCBI's taxonomy places the organism in Eukaryota, Metazoa, Arthropoda, Insecta, Hymenoptera, Braconidae. The record is from the annotation of a GenBank genome assembly.
AUGUGUAGUUUAAUAACUCGGAAACUUUUUACCACAACUAAUUUUUAUAAAUCAAUAGUUGCAAUAAAUAAAAAUGUUAAAUUAGCACAAAUUGGAGCAACAAGGUAUUUCGCGGAUACUAAAGAGCCUAAAUUAGCAGAAAGUGAAUUAAAAACUGAUGAAGCAACCAAGCUAUCUCCGUCCCCGGGACUCCAGACCGGUCACCAGGUGUUUCGUGAUGAAGAUUCAGAAGUUAUUUUUGACGUCGAGGAAGAAAUGAAGAAAAUAGAUUUUCAAAAAAUUACUGAGCUGGAACAGGAAAUUGAUCCUUUUGCAGGAAUUAAUUUAAAACAAGACCUGGUCGACUUGCUGAAAAAAGAAAAAGCUAAGGAUGUAUUUGUAGUAUCAGUAUCUAAAGAAUUAGGAUAUGGUGAUUACAUCGUAGUAACUACUGGUAAAUCAUUAAAACACAUGAGCGCUUUGGCAACCGUUGUUAGAAAAGUUUAUAAAUUGAAAAGAUAUUCGACGGAUAUUAUUCCCAAGAUUGAAGGUGAAAAAUGUAAAGAUUGGAUGGCUAUUGACUUGGGUAAUAUUGUGCUGCACAUAUUUUCCAAAACAGCUCGAGAGGAUUAUGACCUAGAGACUCUGUGGGCACUCGGUUCCAAGUAUGACAAAAGAACAAAUGAUCAAAAGGAAAUGAGUCUUGAAUUUGAAGAAAAGUACAAGCAGUUCCUUGAUAGUCUACAACCUGAUGAUCAGCCUAGUACUAGUGUCAAUUCUAAAUCUAUUUAA